Messenger RNA from Hylaeus anthracinus, 1942 nucleotides. It is a transcript of the gene Syt20, whose product is annotated as synaptotagmin-1-like. Gene Ontology annotation, biological process: regulation of calcium ion-dependent exocytosis; calcium-ion regulated exocytosis; regulation of dopamine secretion. The coding region runs from base 271 to 1617 and encodes 448 amino acids. The record is from RefSeq and is a predicted model, not a curated record. Lineage: Eukaryota; Metazoa; Arthropoda; Insecta; Hymenoptera; Colletidae. Gene Ontology annotation, molecular function: phosphatidylserine binding; SNARE binding; calcium ion binding. The transcript has 10 exons.
GCGAGCGUCGAUCGAAUCGGUCCGACGAAUCUUCGAGUUCUCGACGAACGUUUGCGGACGACGCAGACGGAAGCGGACGGAACGGUGAUCCCGGGAAAAACUCGAUACGAGGGAACUUUUUGCUAUGGCACAAAAACGAGAUUCGCUUUCGAUAGAAGUACUCGCGCGUACCGUCCGAGAAGUAGCGUUCGUAACGCGUGAAUCGAUCAACGUUAACGUGAUGUCAUUCUUUUUUGCGCUACGACCGCGUCGAAACAACAACUCGAGUGAAUGGUGCACGAUGACUCGCUUGGCCCGUGGGGCCAAAUUAUCAUCAUCGCGGUAGCCGUGGUAGGCGUGCUAGCCAUCGGUGCCAUCGUGAUCGUGGUCCUGUGCUUCGCGAUUCCGGGAUGUCUUGGAUACGACUGCAUCAAGAGACGAAGGAGGGAAGCAAAAAAUGUGCCGUUGCGUGCUAAAAGCGGAGGAAAUGAAAACUUGAAGUUGAACGAUGUCAGCUACAGGUCAUGGAGAUUGGGUAGCCUCUACGAAGACAGCAACAAUGGUACGAUCAACGAGAACGCAGCCACGAACCAACCACCUUCUUGGAACUCUAGCAAUCCGCAACUCGACUACACCAAUUCCUCGUCUACUCUGAACCUGGUGCAAAAGACCAAGCAAAAACCAGACAAGAAACAAAGGGAAUUCCCGACGGAGGUGACGUUGAGCUUGCAGUAUCUACCGCCUUACGACGAAGCUGUUACAGGGAAACUUGUCGUUGGCGUCGAGGCGGUGUCCGGUCUUCCUCCAAAACAAUACAACUGUACGUUGGAGCCAUACGUGACUCUGAACAUUAUGAAGCAAUCCUGGAGCCACAGGAAACGGCAAAAGUUGCACAGUUUCCGAACGAGAGGCGUCAGGCAUACGGCUAGUCCCAUUUUUAAAGAGACUUUCGUCGUUGCAAACGUAAAGCCCCACGAAGUUAAGGAAUGGAUCCUUGAUUUAGCGGCGCACGAUCACGAUAGGUACGCCAACGACACGGAAUUGUGUACCUUAAAGAUACCGAUAAAGGAGCUGAAGCACAUUUUGCAAAGUCCGGAGAUCCACAUGUUCAACUUCAAGAUGAAACCGUCCAAUUUGGAGUUUGGAAAUAUUUUAUUAGGUAUAAGUUACUUACCCACAGCUCAGAGACUGACGAUAAAUGUUAUGAAAGUGCGCGACGUGAAGUUUACACCGGCGGUGUCGAGUUUAAAAGACUUCAAUCCGUAUGUCAGAGUAUUGAUGCUAAAUGCCAGAACAGGACAGAAAAUAAAGAAAAAGAAAACGAAAUUUGUUCGCGCAAGUUUGCAGCCAGAGUUGAACGAAACCCUGACGUUCGAUGUAACGUACAAUCAACUGGACAUCGUACAAUUUCUCGUGGUGCUGUGUAGCAAGAACCUACCUGCCGACGUCCGUACGAUCGGUAUGGAUCAUCCGAGCGACAGCGAGGACUCGGUAAACGCGAGCUAUAAGUCGAAAGACGUUCACAUCGGCAAAGUUGCUCUCGGGAAAGGAGUCAGAGGGCCAACGGAGAGAUUGCAUUGGUUCUCCGUGCUCCAAAAUCCUAGAAAACUCGUUACCGUGUGGCACGUAUUGAAAUAGCGGCCACGAGCGCAUGAUUUUCUACAUAUGUAUAACGAAUAAUCGGAGCUUUAUCGCGAUUGAAAUUGUACGAAAUGUUCGAAUAACAGGGAUUGGGUAGUUAAUCGGUUGUCGGCGAAAAUGAUUCUAUUUCCGAUAAUACUUGACAAUUUUACGAUACAACGAUAAUUAUAGGUAUAACUUGAUGUCAGCGAAUACAACUUGAACCAAAGAUGGCAAAUCUUAUAAGUAUUUAUAUAAUUCCGUUAAUAUUGUACAUCGAAUAUUAUUUAAAACGUGACAAAGUGAAUAGCGCGUUGAAAAUAUAUUUACUUUGUACUUGUUG